CUCUUAAGCCACACCCCUAUUUGAUUCAUUUCUUAACUCUAUCUUUAAGCCAAAUUUCGAAAGAAAAAAAAAUCCUCCCACCAACACCAAUAUCGACAAGACCCAAACCAUGUCCCAAAACAACCGAACGGACAAAAAAUGAAAGACGUCUCGGGAUCAGUGGCGGUGAUCAUGGUGCCUCUUCCGGCGCAAGGCCACCUCAACCAGCUCCUCCAGCUCGCCCACCUCGUCGCCUCCUGCGGCGUCCCUGUCCACUACGUCGGCUCCUCCUCCCACAACCGCCAGGCCAAGCUCCGCUCCCACGUCCCGCCCUCCCCUAAUUCCCCUUACAAGUUCCCCUCCCACCUCCAGCCCGCGUUCGACGCCACUUCGUCACUUCGCAGCCCCUUCGCCUCCCUCGUCCGCUCCCUGUCCUCAGUGUCGAGGCGGGUUGUAGUGGUCUACGACUCGCUGAUGGCGUCUGUGGUCCAGGACACUGGCUCGGUCCCCAACGCCGAGAUUUACGAAUUCAACUCUGUUUCCGCGUUCACGCUCUGUUGGUUCACGUGGGAGAGCAAAGGGAUGGCGCCCCCGCCGGAGGUGGAGGCUGACAUCGCGGAGCUCAUCUCCUCCAAGGGCUUCCCGUCCAUCCCGGACUCCUUCACCGACGAGUUCAUGAAGUUCAGGGCGUCGCAGAAAGAGUGCAAGAAGUUCAACUCGGGAUGCAUCUACAACACAUGUAGGGUCAUCGAAGGCCGCUUCGUAGACUUAUUUGCCAGCGCAACAGCGAACGGCACCGCAACCAAGCACUGGGCAAUUGGGCCGUUCAACCCGGUUAAAGUACCCGAAAAGGGGUCGAGAAGAUCGGCUCACUGGUGCAUGGAGUGGCUCGACAAGCAAGCACCGAGUUCGGUGAUAUACGUGUCAUUCGGCACCACGACGGCGCUGAGCGACGAGCAGAUCCGUGAGAUCGCCAUGGGGUUAGAACGUAGUGGACAGAAGUUCAUCUGGGUAUUGAGGGAAGCUGAUAAGACGGACAUUUUCGGCGGAGGAGGAGAGGCGAGGAAAAUCGAACUGCCCCAGGGGUUCGAGGAGAUGGCGGCGGCUCGAGAUUUAGGGGUGGUGGUGAGGGACUGGGCGCCGCAGCUCGAGAUCUUGGGGCACCCGGCGACCGGCGGGUUCUUGAGCCACUGCGGGUGGAACUCUUGCAUGGAGAGCAUCAGCAUGGGAGUGCCGAUCCUCGCGUGGCCUAUGCAUUCGGAUCAGCCCCGGAAUGCAGUCUUGAUCACGCGAGUCCUCAAGAUGGGACUCACCGUCAAGGAUUGGACGAGCCAACACGACGUCGUGAAGUCCACCAUCAUCGAAGGCGCCGUGAAGGCGCUCAUGGCGACGGAAGAAGGGGAGGAGGUGAGGAAGAGGGCGGCCGAGUUAGGGCCGGCCGUCCGGGGGUCGAUGGAUGAGGGCGGAGUUUCUCGGGCCGAGCUGGACUCUUUCAUUGCUCACAUCGCUAGAUAAAUUUUCUCCGUUGUCCUUGGUUCUUUUUUUUUCCCCGCAUCGAUGAUAAUCAAUGAUAAAUCAUAGUUAGUGGAGGAAAGAAAGAUAACAUUUUAUAUAUAGUUAUUGUACGAUUGA
Messenger RNA from Eucalyptus grandis, 1611 nucleotides. Its product is annotated as zeatin O-glucosyltransferase. NCBI's taxonomy places the organism in Eukaryota, Viridiplantae, Streptophyta, Magnoliopsida, Myrtales, Myrtaceae. The coding region runs from base 139 to 1494 and encodes 451 amino acids. Gene Ontology annotation, molecular function: UDP-glycosyltransferase activity. The record is from RefSeq and is a predicted model, not a curated record. The transcript is spliced from 2 exons.